This is a messenger RNA of Oenanthe melanoleuca, 1314 nucleotides long. It is a transcript of the gene CD164L2, whose product is annotated as CD164 molecule like 2. Lineage: Eukaryota; Metazoa; Chordata; Aves; Passeriformes; Muscicapidae. The coding region runs from base 116 to 622 and encodes 168 amino acids. The record is from RefSeq and is a predicted model, not a curated record. Gene Ontology annotation, cellular component: cytoplasmic vesicle. The transcript has 6 exons.
CCCCCCCUCCCCCGCCGCCGCCGGGCCGCCUCCCGCAUCUGCUGCGCUGCGCUCUCCCGGGAGAUCCGCGGGCACCCCUCCGCCGGGACCGGGCCGAGCCGAGCCGGGCAGGGCCAUGGCCCCGCCAGGCCCCGCGGCGCUGCGCUGCGCGCUGCUGUGCGCGCUGCUGUGCUCGCAGGGACUCGCUCCCACCCGCGCAGGCGAGUGUGGCAAGCUGAAGUCCUGCGAGAUGUGCACGGGCAGCAGCCACCCCCACAACAACACCGACUGCGUCUGGGUGGGCUGCGGGACCCCCGAGGAGCCAGAACCCGGGAGCUGCGUGCGGAGAGGCUCUGCCGUGGGGGAGAGCUGCGCCCUCUACAACAGCAGCACCGUGUGCCGAGCACUGAAGUCCCACACGGAAGAGCCUCCACGAUCCCAUAGCAAGGAGCCAGUGACACACCCCACAAGGACCACCACCACCAGUGCCCCGCUGACGGGCAGCCCCGAGUUCCACCCGCCCGGCUUCGACACGGCGAGUUUCAUCGGGGGCAUCGUGCUGGUGCUCUGCGUCCAGGCCGUCGCCUUCUUCGUCAUCAAGUUCAUCAAGUCAAAGGACAGCACCUACCAAACGCUGAUCUGAGGUCCCCAGGCUGGGGGCCGCUGUCCCCGCCCUCUCCGGGUGAAGAGGCCACUGCUGGUGUCACCCUGCCCGCGGCCGGACUAUCCCCCGCCCAGGCCCCCCACCACGACUAUGCAAAGCUGGGGCCAGCAGGGUGGGACAGCAGGGACACGACCCCAUCCCUGUCCCUGGGGUGCUCCGGGGGUUUGCACCCUCCCGCUGCCCCAGGGGAUAAGGGGGGGCAGGGGGGGCCCAUCCAGCCCCGAAUUCCACCCUCGGUCCCCCCACCCUGUGCUGGCCCCAGCCCCACACUGGGCAGAGCCUGAGCUGGAACUGGGGUUACAGAAACCAAUAAAGGAUUUUCCUGUAAUUUCUGGUGUCUGUGUCAUUGUCACCCUCCUCCUGUCACCCCGGAGCCCCAGCAGGGUGCUGUCCCGGGAGAUUCUGGUUGCAGAAACACCUUUGGGGAUUUGGCUGUUCCUGCCCACAGCGUGUACUGGUGGGCGGCCCCAGGUGACUCCAGUGCUCCCAGUGAUCAGGGACAAGGACCCGGUGUGGGUCCCACUGGGACAGGGCAGCCCAGUGUGGGGUACCCCGGUAAGAAAAGGGGGAUCCUGGUAAAGCAGUGACCCCCCUGCCCCACCCAGGGCUGUAACAAGGCCACUGGAGUCCCGGGGCUGGCAGGACAGUGAUGGGGGCAGUGGGACACAGCA